AUGUACCAGCUUGUCACUGGUUUCGAAUUGAAAAGAGAGGUUAUUAAUAUUACAGAGGACCCUAAAGAGCCUACACAACUAUUACAGAGGCUUAUACUCCACUAUUCUAUAGGCGCAAAGGACGAUUUUGUCGCUUAUAGUGGAGCUAGUUUAUGCUCUUGCCCUCUCUCCUGCGAACGCCAAGUCAGCGUGGAAUCAUCACCAUUCUGCUUGGUGGAACUUCCGGGCUUGAUACAUGAAAAGGAAGGGCUCAUCUUUGUUAAGGAAAAUUGUUUCGUCAUCAGAAACCAUACCAACUUUUUCAGUAGUAGUAUUGAAUCAAAAGAGUAA
Dovyalis caffra is the source of this 330-nucleotide messenger RNA. NCBI's taxonomy places the organism in Eukaryota, Viridiplantae, Streptophyta, Magnoliopsida, Malpighiales, Salicaceae. The record is from the annotation of a GenBank genome assembly.